AUGGAAGUCUCUUCGGACGAAUCGUUUAAAAAAACUAUUCCUUUGAAUGCUAUUUAUUUAGAAGAAUGGCUUGAAGAAGUUAUUUCUAAAGAGAGUAUUAACCGAUUUGAUUAUGAUAAAUUUGCUGAAAUCAGAAUCCGUUUAAAACAAACACAAAAAUACAAUUUAAUAAAAAUUAUGGAAGUUCCCUUGGAAGAGUCAUAUGAAAAAGCUGUUUCUUUGAACGCUAAUAA
Molecule: messenger RNA, 233 nt
Organism: Scutellospora calospora
Lineage: Eukaryota; Fungi; Glomeromycota; Glomeromycetes; Diversisporales; Gigasporaceae
Source: the annotation of a GenBank genome assembly